This is a messenger RNA of Rhizopus microsporus ATCC 52813, 2388 nucleotides long. RefSeq lists its product as uncharacterized. NCBI's taxonomy places the organism in Eukaryota, Fungi, Mucoromycota, Mucoromycetes, Mucorales, Rhizopodaceae. The coding region runs from base 1 to 2388 and encodes 795 amino acids. Gene Ontology annotation, biological process: intracellular sterol transport. The transcript is spliced from 7 exons. The record is from RefSeq and is a predicted model, not a curated record. Gene Ontology annotation, molecular function: sterol transfer activity; sterol binding. Gene Ontology annotation, cellular component: plasma membrane; cortical endoplasmic reticulum; endoplasmic reticulum membrane.
AUGGAUAGCUUGAAUGUAAAUGAUACCACGGCUUCUAAGCGAAGGUCACACUCCAACACGGUCUCUGGUGGUCGACCACCUGCAUUAGACAUUAGUCUGGCUCGUCCACCGAAUAUUCGAAGAAACUCAGAGGGAUCACCCAAUGUACCGCCUAUUCAGGUAUCAGAACCAACACCUAUUGAACCCUCUGUUAAUGCUCAACAUGGUUUCUUUAAGGAAGGUGAAAUAAGUCGAGCGUCUUCACCUAACCAAAUGAGCAGUACUACAGAUCAUUCUCCACAAUCCGGACCCAAGGUCAAUAACAGCUCAGCCAUAAGUUUAUUAGAGUCAGCUACAGCCCCCAAAAAAAAGUCUCGUUCGAGAGCAUCGAGUCUGACAUCUAACCUGAUAAAUGAAAUCAAGGAAAACCCGACUAUUCAAAAAGUAUCCACCACUUUGGCACAAAAGAUAAAGCCACGACAAAACUCAGACAACACGAACGGUGACAGAAGUUCGAUUGAUGGCGGCAACUCUUAUGCUGCUCCUAGUAGUGCCAGUACUUAUGACUUGGCAAGCGUCAAGAGAAAUCAGGAUUUCCAUUCCCUGUUUCGAAGUGUCCCUGAAGACGACUCUUUGAUAGAAGACUAUGGCUGUGCCCUACAAAAGGAAAUAUUACUGCAAGGUCGUAUUUAUGUCUCUGAGAAUCAUUUGUGCUUUAAUGCAAAUAUAUUUGGUUGGGUUACAAAUCUUGUCAUCGCAUUUGCUGACAUCACAAACAUUGAAAAGAAAUCAACCGCUUACUUUAUCCCAAAUGCCAUUCAGAUAUCAACAGAGAGUGCAAAGUAUUUCUUUGCUUCAUUUCUUUCUAGAGACCAAGCAUAUGAUCUCAUGGUAGAAAUAUGGCAUAACUGUAGACCAGAUCUGUUUCCACCCAAAGAAGAUGAACUUGACGAGUGUGAUGAAGAAGAAGAAAGCGAAUCAGUGGAAGAUGGUGACUCGGACUACGAUUCAGAUACGUCAUCUGAGGGUGAUGAUAUAGAACCAGAGGAUACAAAUAAGCAAGCUACAGUGCAAACGACAACAAAAGAUGUAAACGGAUCAGAAAGUAAUACAAAUCAUCAAGAUGGUCCCGAGGCAGCUUCCUCAACAGCACAGUCAAACAAGGCUUCAGAAAAGACAGCCAAAGGGAAUCAAGUGCCAAUGAAUGGUACUAAAAAGGCAGAUGAGGAACCAUUCAAUCAGUUACAUGAAAAGACAAAAUGCGACUGUCAGGAACACUAUCCCAACACGGUGCUCGAUAUGACUUAUCGUGGAAGCCUUGAAAAGAUUUAUAAAACGCUAUUUCAUAGUGAUUUUCUUGAAACGUUUCUAUUGGACAACCAAAAGAGUACAGAAUUAAGUAUUGGAGAUUGGAAGCCAGGAGAGGGAGAUGUCAAAUCUGUUAGGGAGUUAUCAUACAUAAAACCCUUGAAUAAUUCACUUGGCCCAAAGUCUACAAAAUGUUAUCUGACACAGGAGAUCCUUCACGAAGAUUUUGAUAAUUAUGUCACUGUAUUGGUCACUACAAACACUCCUGAUGUGCCCUCUGGUAGCGCGUUUUGCUGUAAAACACGUACUUGCUUUACGUGGGCGGGAAAGCAGAAAGUAAGAGUGAUGGUCACAGUUGCUGUAGAGUUUUCAAAAUCCUCUUGGUUAAAGUCAACUAUUGAAAAAGCAAGUAUAGAAGGUCAACAAACGUACUACAAGGAUCUUGACGCUGCCCUUCGUACAUACUUUAAAGAGCAUCCAUCUGAAUUUGGCGCAUAUGAAGAAAAGACAGAGAGAAAGAAAAGACAGAAGCGUAAGGGGCGAAGAUCAGCAAAGGCAACUGUGCAACAAGAAGAUAAAGAUAUAGUAUCACAGCCUGAAUCAAAAGGGUUCAUGGACAAUUUGAUUAGCCAUAUCACACGAGCCACUCAAUCUGCCAGUGCCAGUCAUUUCAUGAUCUUUUGCCUGGUUCUAAUGGUCAUUACCAACAUAUUUAUUGCUAGAAAAAUGUCCUUUAUAGAAAAACAACUCGAUGAAAUUUGUAACAUUAUACCACGUCAUGACAGAGUUUCGCGAAGUAACGAACAAGUAUCCAUGCCACAAAAGCAGAGCUAUGACACAAAAGAGCAACAAGAGCUCUGGGAAUGGCUAAGUCGCUUAGAUCCUGAAAAGACAGCCUCAGAGAAGCCGAUACUUUUGGCCACUCAUACAUCGGAAGGAAAAGAGAGUGAAUGGGAUGAUGCUAUAUAUCUAUCAAAGUCAACUAAAGACAGAUUGGAUAAGCACAUAUCUGAGAUAAGCAAUUUGAUACAUGAAGCAGAGAAAAACCUAAAAGAUGUUACGGAAUCAGUGAAUUUGCAGCGGCAAAAGCUUGAAAAAUGA